AUGCUUCAGUUCGCAAACAUGGACGACAGUGAAAAGCAAGCUGUAGUUGUUGGUAAGUCGGCAAACCCACGCUGCUUUAAAAAUGUCAAAACUCUGCCGUUUUCUUACUUCGCUAAUCGUAAAGCCUGGAUGACUAGUCAGCUGUUUACUGACGUUAUGAAAACGCUUGAUCGAAAAAUGAUUGCUCAAAAUCGAAAGAUUAUUCUGUUUUUGGACAAUGCAACUUGUCAUAACUUACUGCCGGGUACAAAUCUGUCAAGCAUCAAAUUGUCGUUCAUGCCACCAAACACCACCGGUCUCAUUCAACCUUUGGAUCAAAGCAUCAUUCGUUCAUUCAAAGCGUAUUAUCGUCGGGAACUUGUUCGAAUGCAAAUCGCAGCGAUCGAUGCUACACCGCCAGUGCCGCUGUCCGAGGUGGCCAAGCAGAUAACUGUUUUGAAGGCAAUGCACAUGAUGAAGCGAGCAUGGUCAAACCGUCAACAAUUCAAAAUUGUUUGA
This is a messenger RNA of Acanthosepion pharaonis, 498 nucleotides long. The record is from the annotation of a GenBank genome assembly. Lineage: Eukaryota; Metazoa; Mollusca; Cephalopoda; Sepiida; Sepiidae.